AUGAUUGCGAUUGGCGGCAUCAUUGGUCCUGGCCUUCUCAUAGGCUCGGGCGGUGCUCUUGCUGCUGGUGGACCUGCCGCUUUGCUCAUUGUCUUUGCGCUCGUUGGGUUGGUGGCACUGUUUGUCAUGCAAAGUGUCGGCGACUUGGCAACCCUGUACCCUCAAGGUGGUUCCUUCAUGACAUGGACAGGACGUUUCGUGGAUGACGCCCUGUCCUUGGUUGUCGGGUGGAACUACUGGCUAAUCUGGGUCACUGUCCUUGCGAAUGAGUACAAUGUCAGCUCACUGCUUUUGCGGUACUGGACAACAGCGCUGCCCGGCUACGCUUGGGUGCUCUUACUCUGGUUCUUUUUCGGCUGUGUUGCUUUACUAGGAGUUGCCGUGUAUGGAGAACUGGAAUUCUAUUUGGCGAGCAUCAAGAUUGUGGGUCUGCUCGUAUUCUUUGUGGCAGCUAUAGCCAUCAACACAGGAGGCAUUGGCAAUCAAGGGUACAUUGGUUUCCGCUUCUUUGACAAUCCUGGUGCCUUCGCAGCUGGAUUCGCCGGCGUGGCCAAAGUAUUCUCCUUCACGUCAACCUUCUUCGCUGGUGUUGAAGCCAUUGGCACAACAGCCGGUGAGACACGAAAUCCGCGCAAGGCUAUCCCGACUGCCAUCAAGCAAGUUUUCUUCCGCAUCAUUGUUAUUUACCUCGGCACGGCAUUCUUCUUUACGCUCACUGUGCCGUAUAAUGCGAGUGAGCUCAUCAACGCAAAGUCUCGCAGUGCUGCUAGUCCGAUCACCAUUGCACUGACUCGAGCUGGUUGGGCUGGUAGUGUCCAUCUCGUCAACGCAUUCAUCCUUGUGGCAGUCAUCUCUGCAGCAAAUAGCUGCAUCUACAUCGCCUCGAGGACAGUACUCUUCCUCGCCAACGAGGGAAAAGCGCCACGAUUCCUUGCACGAACCACUCGACGCGGCGUUCCAGUCAACGCAAUCUUGUUUUCCAACUUUUUUGGCCUGUUGGCGCUCAUCAAUAGCGCAGAAGCUGCAGGCAAGGUCUACUCAAGUCUCAUCAACAUCUCCAGUGUAUCGACAUUCAUUGUCUGGGGCAUCAUCAACCUCAGCCAUAUCAGGCACACUGCAGGCUGGAAGGCACAAGGUUAUUCGAGGUCAUCAAUGCCAUAUCAGUCUUGGUAUCAGCCAUACCAGGCGUACGCUGGGCUCAUCUUGUCGACCAUCUUCACGCUGAUCCAAGGGUACAGCUCAUUUGCGCCUUUUAACAUUGAAGACUUUGUUGUUGCUUAUAUUGUUUUGCCUGUGUCUGUGCUCGGCUACAUUGGCUGGAAGUUUUGGCACAAGACCCGCUGGCUCAGGUCUCAUGAGAUGGAUCUGCAAUCUGGUCGCAUACUUGAGGAGGACUUGGAUGCGCCAUCUCUGGUGGACGGAUCAACGCAGAAGAAGAAGUCCAUCUGGAGAAGAAUGGCUGACACUGUAGCAGGCAAUGAGUAA
Molecule: messenger RNA, 1485 nt
Organism: Protomyces lactucae-debilis
Lineage: Eukaryota; Fungi; Ascomycota; Taphrinomycetes; Taphrinales; Protomycetaceae
Product: amino acid permease
Exons: 1
Coding region: 1-1485 (494 amino acids)
Biological process (GO): amino acid transmembrane transport
Cellular component (GO): membrane
Molecular function (GO): amino acid transmembrane transporter activity
Source: RefSeq, a predicted model, not a curated record